Molecule: messenger RNA, 1224 nt
Organism: Histoplasma capsulatum G186AR
Lineage: Eukaryota; Fungi; Ascomycota; Eurotiomycetes; Onygenales; Ajellomycetaceae
Product: mannosyltransferase
Exons: 3
Coding region: 1-1224 (407 amino acids)
Cellular component (GO): endoplasmic reticulum
Molecular function (GO): dol-P-Man:Man(5)GlcNAc(2)-PP-Dol alpha-1,3-mannosyltransferase activity
Source: RefSeq, a predicted model, not a curated record
AUGAACAUAUACGAGCGCGCCAUCGGCCUUGCUACAACCCCAGAAUAUUCCAGAUGGAUCUGUCCAUUGCUUCUGCUCGCGGAGGUUUUCCUCUGCGCACUCAUUGUUUGGAAAAUCCCGUACACAGAGAUAGACUGGUCCACAUACAUGCAACAGGUGUCACUAUUCCUCUCCGGCGAACGAGACUAUGCCCUCAUUAAGGGUUCCACUGGCCCGCUCGUCUACCCUGCCGUGCACGUCUACAUCUACUCCGUCCUUUACCGCAUCUGUGAUGAGGGUCGGGAUAUUGCUUUCGCACAAGUCGUGUUUGCGAUUCUAUAUAUUGCGACACUAGUGAUUGUGAUGUGGAGUUAUCGAUCUGCAAGGGCGCCGCCGUAUCUAUUUCCUCUGCUCGUGUUAUCGAAACGGCUUCAUAGCGUAUUCCUUCUCCGGCUGUUCAAUGAUGCGGUUGCGACAUUUUUCCUGUGGGCGGCUAUCUUGAUGCUGCAGAGAAGACAAUGGACUGCAGGUGUUGUAUUAUGGUCUAUGGGUGUAGGGGUUAAAAUGACGUUGUUGCUUAUAGCACCAGCUGUUGCAGUAACCGUGGUGCUGGGUGCUGGUAUCAUCAAGGCUACUGGCCUUGGGAUCACGGCCUUAUUACUACAGGUGCUCCUUGCCGUCCCAUUCCUUCAAGAAAACCCUAGCAGCUAUAUGUUAAGAGCGUUCGAAUUCACACGGCAAUUCCUUUUCAAGUGGACAGUGAACUGGCGGUUCGUCGGCGAAGAUACUUUUACCUCUCAAUCUUUUGCGCUUGCAUUACUAGCUGUACAUGUAUCGAUAUUGGCAUUAUUCUUCGUAUAUCGUUGGAUUGGACCAUCAAACGCCAGCUUCACACAGUUUAUCAACAACGCUGUCCAUGGAAAACUGCCACCAACUCAAAUCAGCAGCUCCUUCGUCAUUACUACCAUGCUAACCUCCUUCGCGAUAGGGCUACUCUGCGCCCGCACCUUGCACUAUCAAUUUUUCGCGUAUCUUUCAUGGGCAACGCCUUUUCUUCUCUGGAAGUCUGGAUUCCACCCGGUGCUUAUUUAUUUGCUUUGGGCCGCGCAGGAAUGGGCUUGGAACGUCUAUCCAAGCACAACGUUAAGCUCAAUCACAGUUGUCACAUGCAUUUCAAUACAGGUUCUUGGGACAUUUUGGAAUGGGUAUCGAACGCCUGUCUCAAUCAAAGAAAAAAAGAAAUAA